Spodoptera exigua (beet armyworm) is the source of this 1335-nucleotide messenger RNA. Lineage: Eukaryota; Metazoa; Arthropoda; Insecta; Lepidoptera; Noctuidae. The record is from the annotation of a GenBank genome assembly.
UGUUGGAGUUAAACACAUGUUUGAGCGAACAUGUUAAAAUAUAUUAUAAUAUGUUUGUGCGUUGGUCUCAGUGGCGUUAUAGGUGACCUGAAUAAGGAAGAAGGAGCUCCUUGCGAGUGGGAUGGCGUCCAGGGCCAAUGUGUGAAAGAGACAAGAUGUCUGACAACAUUGGACACGCGUGGCGACAAACAUUUGGUAUGUUCCAAGCAAGGAGAUGUGAAUAUUGUUUGCUGUACCGACUGUCUUCUGGUCAAUGACACAAGAAACGUCGUAAUGAGCCCCCAAACUGGCUACUUUUGGAAGGACGGAACCAAGGCCAGAGAUGCCUGCCUCGAGUACUUGAAGACUUUGCCAUACCGAUGCCGUGAUGGUGGCUUCUACUCCUUAAUUACCAAAUCGUAUGAUGAAGAGAAAAAGUGCCACAAUGAAGGAUUAAUGGGGGUCGGGGGCGCCCCCCCUCCGGGGUAUGAGCCUGGGGCUAAAUAUCCUCAUCAGGCGUUGUUAGGAUAUGGAGACAGUUUGGAGACAGCCAAAUGGCUGGCUGGAGGAUCCAUCAUCAGCGACAAAUUUAUCCUGACUGCUGCCCACGUUAAUAACUAUUCACAAACGAAAAAACUGCAGUUUGUCGCUCUUGGAGUGAAAAGGCUGUCAGACCCUGCAUCAUCCUGGCAGGUGCACCAAGUGAAGAGGUUCAUUCCUCAUCCAGAAUAUAAGUCUUCCACCAGAUAUCAUGAUAUCGGCUUAAUUGAGACGGAAAAACCGAUUUCCUUCAACAAGAAUGUAUUACCAGCUUGUCUGCACGUGGCUGCGGUUGAAGACAGCACUGCUAUUGCAACUACAUGGAGAGAUCUGGAGAAUUACAGCCAAUUUGCUGAUACCAUUCAAACUAUUAAUUUGGAGAAGUUUACAGAACAAGAAUGCAACUCAGCGUAUUCAUCGCAUAAUUUACGGUUGAAAGAAGGUAUAGAUUACAAAACUCAAAUGUGCUAUGGAAGUAAAACUCAGGCGCCUGAAGCUUGCAAGGGUUUAUCUGGUGAACCUUUACUGGUGGAAAGACAGUUCUCUACCUGCAUCUACACCAUAAUUGGUAUAACUUCAUUCGGAUCAGCUCGCUGUGACAAAGCAUCAUUACCUGACGUAUUCACCAGGGUAGCUUAUUACAAACCCUGGAUCGAGGAACAGGUUUGGGGUUAGAAGGAACAGAAGACAUUGAUUCAGAAGAAAACUGCUAUAUGUAGGGUUUUUAGUGACUGGCAUUUACACACGUGGUUGUACUUAUAAUAAGAAACAACUUUCUCAAAAAAACAAUUUUGUAUGUAACACGAUAGUUUUUUU